AGCAUUUACGAAAGCUGUCGCGUAGAUCGAUUCUCUUUCUCUGUGCUUUUCAGCUUUUCUCUCUCUCGCUUCACCGUUCACACAGGCAACGUCAGUUUGAAUGGAAAACAUGGCCUUGAUGCGGGAGAAAGAGCCCAGAGCAACUCUGCCUAGUUGAUCAACUGCAUUCCUGGAAUAUUUCUCAAGCAUCUUAUCGAUCAUUAGUUUAUCUUUGGCCCGGGAAACGUGAAAAUCGAGUCAGUCAGUCAGUGUCGAUGAGCGCCGUUUUCUCGGUAACACGAAAUCACAUUACCAUCGAUCUCCUUUCAGACCUUUCUACUUUGAUCCCCAUUUGUAAUCGUACAUUCUACCUGGAUAAUUCCCAUCAGAAAUAUAUUAUUUUGACGAAACAUCGGCCUCAACGAGGAAUGGAAAAUCGGCCGAGAAAUUCACCCGAUAAACGCGCACAUGUUAAAGUGGAUUAUUUUUGGCCCUAGUUUUGACUGGUCACCGUGUGUUUCGAAACCAUCCUGAUUAUUUCCUUGGUGAAAAAUCCCCUAAAAAUUAUUUUCCGAUGGCGGACGUUGUGGAUUUUUCACGCCCUCGCCGUAUCCCGCUCUCCCCCAGCGAGAUGCCCCAGUUUCAAGGAUUUCCCCUUAACUAUGAACCCUCGACACCCUACACCACGCCCACCCCCCGUCUGAAGCUGUCGGAGGAGGAACGUUUCCAGCAGUUCACUCUUCAUCUAGUGGAGAAAUUCCUCCAUGCCUUCCUACGGAAGAAAGGCCUGGUGACCCCCUCCCCGGGGUCCUCCUCGCCCCCCGCCCCUCCGCACAGCCUUCGCCUCACCCUGCAGUCGUCCGCGGUGAGACGCGCCUCUCUAGCGGAAGAAGAGGCCCUGGAGCGAGUGUGCCGCGAUCUGCUGUGGUUGGUGGAGAACUUCCAGAAGGACUACAACGCCGAGGUGGGCGGGAAGGAGGCGGUGCUGACGGAGUGGUUCGAGGGGAACGGGUGGGAGUGGAUGCAGUGCCGCUUCGACAGCAUCUCCGCCAAGGUGUACACGGACCACCGGGUGCACGGCCGGUAUGUGGCCUGGGGCCGGAUUGUGGCGCAUUUCUUCUUUGUGGCGCAACUGGCGCAGGAGGGAGUGGAGAGGGGGCACGAGGGGAUGGAGGGGGUGGUGGCGCAGUGGAUGAGCGGGUUUCUGUGCCGGGAGCUGCGCGGAUGGAUUACACAGCAUGGAGGAUGGGCUGGUCUGGCUCGUCACCGUGACAGUGUGGGGCGCAUCCGCAGUUGGGGCGACAAAUUCUCCAACACCUUCUACGGACUGAGCGCCGCGGCCCUCUUCGGUGUCGGCCUGAUUGUCGCCCGCAAAUUCCUCACUCAUUCGUGAAUCUACGUACAGCGAAUCCUCUUCUCUCACGAAUCCACGGCAUUUCUCCCCGGGUCCACAUCUCGGAAAUGGCAUUUUGGCAAAAUAUGAUCCGUCGAUCUAUUUCGUACCAAAUAUAUUACGAUUUUUGUAAUAAUCGUCUAGCGACACAAAAAUGGUGGUCUCGUUUUUUUUUGGUUGUGUAUCCGCUGUGAUUUGUACUUUUGUAUAGGUGUCUUCGGUUAUUGUGUACGUCGGUACGGGGUAUUUUUUUCCGGCAUGGAAUUAGUCAUUUUUUGCUUUUUUUGGAGCACAUAGGAAGCGGUAUUAAUGGUGUUUUUGCGUAUAAAUAUAGAAUUUUCUGUGGGCACAAUUUUGUGUUAAGUAUUUCUGUAAUGGUAUUUUUUCCUUCUUUUUCUCUCUCUUUGCAAUCAGAAAUCAAAUGUUUUAAAAACUGCAAUUAAAGAUUUUUGUGCUGUGC
Paramacrobiotus metropolitanus is the source of this 1832-nucleotide messenger RNA. RefSeq lists its product as uncharacterized. Gene Ontology annotation, biological process: intrinsic apoptotic signaling pathway in response to DNA damage; extrinsic apoptotic signaling pathway in absence of ligand; regulation of apoptotic process. Gene Ontology annotation, molecular function: protein homodimerization activity; protein heterodimerization activity. Lineage: Eukaryota; Metazoa; Tardigrada; Eutardigrada; Parachela; Macrobiotidae. The record is from RefSeq and is a predicted model, not a curated record. The coding region runs from base 554 to 1372 and encodes 272 amino acids. Gene Ontology annotation, cellular component: mitochondrial outer membrane. The transcript has 2 exons.